UCUGCAAUACGUUGAUGUACCGAUGGAAUUUCUCAGUAGAGAUAAUAGUCUGAUUCAAGGGGAUGAUCUUUUAUUCGCGCACUAUUCCCUUGGAGCUACCAACGUUACCUAUCAACAGCACAAAACCGGACGUGAAGAACGUGCCUCAGUUCUAGGGAAAUAUGAAGGAUUUCGUGGCUGUACCAUUUGGGAACCUGGUUAGCC
Molecule: messenger RNA, 204 nt
Organism: Strongylus vulgaris
Lineage: Eukaryota; Metazoa; Nematoda; Chromadorea; Rhabditida; Strongylidae
Source: the annotation of a GenBank genome assembly